AUGCCCCAAUGGCAAAUUAUCAAGAAGGCUUUUUAUAAGCAUUUAAAAAUCUUAAAAUGGGAUUAAUAUUAACAAUGGAGAUGGCAUAAUCACUUUUAAUGGGCUGAUACAACAUUCAGACCCAUUAUAAUACUUUAAUUAAUCUUUAUCAUAAUUAGAUUGUCCAUUCUAGCAAAUACUUUGUAUAUUUAAAUAACCUUAGCAAUACAAAUAUGUAUUCAUAUUCUCUUAUUUUUAUCAAUUUCCAAAGCUAUUUCAGAUGAAUCACAUUUCUUCAUUUAAUUAUUACCUUUUAUUCAAUAAUACUGUAUGUAUUGGAUUUGCUACAUAAUAUAAGAGAACGAUUAUUUUAUGCUCUAUGUUACAAUAUCUAUUAUUUAUCAGAGUAUGUACUCUACUUUACAUAUGAAAUUUUUAACAAUUAUAUUGUUUUUUAUUCAGAACUUCUUCCUCACUAAUUUAAAUUCAAUUGAAGGAAUGUGCCUUUCAACAAUCCUUAUAAUCUUUUAAAUUUUAAGAAAAGAGUUCCUUUAUUUACAACAUUUUUAAAAUUUAUAAGCCUUAUUUAUGAUAAUUGAUUCUACUCCUCAAGCUAUGUGUAUUGUUCAUAAAGAUAAGAAUUUCUUGCUAUAUUCAAAUAAGAUAUUUGAUAACUUAGCUAACAAAUUAGAAAGUACAAAUUAAAGUGAAACUGAUUAAUCACCAGAGAAAGCUCCUAUUGUUCAUACUGCUAGAAAUUAAUUAAGUUUUUUAUAAAACUUAUAAUUGGAUGAAUUAAACAAUGAUUAGACAGUCUUUGAUUUUGAUGAUGAAGAUCUUGAUCUAGAAGAUUAAUAUAAAAUUAAAAACGUUACCUAUUGUAAAGAAAAAACUUAAUUAUUAUCUCAAAAUCGAUUUUCUGUUGAAAUGUAAGAAGCACCCCCUAAAAUUCACUAAUAAUAAUAAAAGUUUUUUUAAUCUUUCAAGAAUUCAGAAGAUGAUAGUAUUAUAAAAAAGAAAUUCACAUCAGAUGUAACUAUGAAGAUUGAAUUUAAUAAUUCUCCUCAAGUAAUGAUUCAUUCAGCAGGAAAAAAGAGUUCUCGUAAAAAAUCUCAAAAUUAAAUCAGAUUAAAUAAAUCUUCUAUAUAUAUGACACCCAGUCGUAAAAUUUCGGUUGAUUAACUAUUAUCGAAAGAAGUUAAAGAACAUCAUAAUUCGAAUCAUAAAUAAUCAUUAUUAGAUUUGAAUAUAACUCCUAAAGUUAAACCUAUUAUCAAUCAUAAAAUGAAAUUUUUAGUGAAUGUUUUAGAGAAUUGUAGAUUAUUUGAUAAUGAUGAUGGUUUGCAAAUAUAUUUCAUUCAUGAAGUCAAUUAAAUUCUGCUAAGAGCAAAACUUAAGAAACUUGAAUCAAUAAAGAAGAAUAUUUUGAGAUCAAUAUCUCAUGAAUUACUCACUAAUUUGAAUGCUAUAUAUGGAUUUAUCAAACAAUGUUAGGAUAAAUAAUUUUCUUAGUAGUCUUGUUCAUUGUAAUUAGAAUAAGCUUUGCGUUAUACAAAUCUUUAAUUGUAUAAGAUUUAUGAUUUCUUUGAUUAUAGAGACAUAUUAGAGGAGAGACUAAUAAUGAAAUCAGAUAAAUUUGAAAUUAAUUCUGUAAUUUGGGAUUGUGUUGAUUUAUUAAAAGAUUAGAUAGAAAGAAAGGUAAUAUCAAUAAAUGUUGAAUUACCAGAGGUUUCUUAUAUAAUAAUAGGAGAUCGAUAAAGAUUAUGCUAAGUAUUGAUAAAUUUGAUAGCAAAUGCGAUUCGAUUUACUAUGAAAGGAGGGAUUACAAUAAAAGUAUAGAAAAAGGAAUAUAUAGACUCAAUGUAAGGAAUUGAAGAUGUACAUUCAUUUAAUCUUUAGGAUACAAAUUUAUUAUAAGUUUCUAUAUACGAUACUGGUAUAGGGAUGAGUGAAAAUGAGUUAUGUAUUUUAAGAAAGAAGGUAUAAAUAUAAAAGUAUAGAUUAGUUACAUGUUUCUGAUGAAGAUGAGAAAGUAUCUAAAUAAUCAGUUGGUAUUGGUUUAGGAUUAUCAGUAUGUAAAUAAAUAAUCAAAUUAUUGGCUCCAAUGCAUUAAAAUUAUCUCUCUGUUGAAUCUUAAUUAGGUGAAGGAACAUAAUUUUAUUUCGUAUUACAAUAUGAUGAAGAGUAAAUUCAUUAAGAGUAAAGUAAUUUAUAAAAUUCAUUUAUUCAUACUAUUCCAUUUUUAGAAUAAUAAAGUACCUAAUAAGUUCGAGUAUUGAAUUAUAAGAAAUUAGGCAAAGCUUCUAUGGGGGAGAAGUUUGAAAAUAUAGAACCAAGCAUUUGUAAUUGUAAAAAGACAUUAAUUGUUGAUGAUGAAUAAUUCAAUAUCCAUAUUCUUUCCCAUCUUGUAAAGUAAUUCGGUUUCGAUGUUGAUAUUGCAUUUAAUGGAAAAGAAGCUAUUGAAAAAAUUGAAAUCCAAUUAGCGAAUCGAUGCAAUAAAUCUACUUGUAUUGGAUAUAAGUGUAUAUUGAUGGAUAUAAAUAUGCCAAUUAUGAGUGGUUGGGAAGCUGUUUAGAGAAUUAGAUAAAUGGAAUAUAAAAUAUAGUUAACUCGAACCAUACCUGUCAUCGCUGUUACUGCUUUCUGUAGUAUUCAAGAUUAAUAAAGAAGUAUUCAUGAAGGUUUCAAUACUGUGUUAACUAAACCUAUUACAAAAGAAAAACUUAGUGAUACUUUUCAUCGAUUCAAUAUUUGA
Molecule: messenger RNA, 2734 nt
Organism: Paramecium sonneborni
Lineage: Eukaryota; Ciliophora; Oligohymenophorea; Peniculida; Parameciidae
Source: the annotation of a GenBank genome assembly